GCUCUAUAAAAACAGAUACUGAGCCUACAACAACCACUUAAAUUUUUGUUUGUCACUCUCAGAUUAAACGUUGUAAAAGAUGGUACUCAAACUUUAUUUUGAUUUUUUAUCACAACCAUCCAGAGCGAUAUACAUUAUUCUAAAAGGAAAUAAUAUUCCUUUUGAACCGGUUGAAGUGCUGAUCGGUCAAGGUCAGCAUUUAACCGAAAAAUUCGCCAAAUUAAAUAAAUCAAAAAAAGUUCCAGCUAUUUCCGACGACGAUUUCAAUUUAAGCGAGAGCAUCGCUAUUUUAAGAUAUUUAUCUCGAACCAGACAAUUACCAACAAAUUGGUACUCAGACGAUCCUCAAGCCCAAGCAAGAAUCGACGAAUAUUUAGAAUGGCAACAUUUAAACACACGAUUAUUUUGCGCAACUUAUUUCCAAAAAGCUUUCUUAUUUCCUAAAUUGUUUGGAAAGGAAGUUCCACGAAAUCGUUUAGAAGCGUUAGAAGGGAACGUUGAGAAAUGUUUGGGUGAAAUUGAAAGAUUAUGGUUAACCCCUGGUCCUUUUAUUAAUGGAGAUCAUCUUACAGCAGCUGAUAUUUGGGCUGCUUGUGAAAUCGAACAAUUAAGAAUGGCUGGAUUUGAUCCAACAAUGAAUCAUCAAAAAUUAAAGGAUUGGAUGCAAAGAGUUCAAAAAGAAGCGAGUCCUUAUUAUCAAGAAGCCCAUUCAAAACUUAACCAAUUUAUUAAAAAAGAAAUUGAUAUUUUUGGCGCUAAACUUUAAAUAAAACAACUUAAAUUACCUGUCAAUCAAAUUCUAUCAUGUGAGAAAUUCUAACUGUGUGAAACCAAGCACAAAUAAAUGACUGAUUGCAGAAACGCAA
Molecule: messenger RNA, 866 nt
Organism: Onthophagus taurus
Lineage: Eukaryota; Metazoa; Arthropoda; Insecta; Coleoptera; Scarabaeidae
Product: glutathione S-transferase theta-3-like
Biological process (GO): glutathione metabolic process
Cellular component (GO): cytoplasm
Molecular function (GO): glutathione transferase activity
Source: RefSeq, a predicted model, not a curated record